CGAGUUAGAGCAGCUUGAGCUUUGUUUCAUGUGACCCUUGUCACUGUACCACGUCUCUUUUCUCCUCCUCCACACUUCUCUCUGCACUUCCAUGCAGCUUGGAGAAAUAGUUUGAUAUAAAAAUUCGACAGGAAUCUUUCUCAUGCCAUUCUGUGAUUUAUCCGUACACACACUGCUUGCUUUGCUUGGAUUGAUCAAAAAAUCCAUGAAAGCAUCAAUGCAGUGAAGCUGGGAAAGUUUCCUGGAAUGUGUGCAUUGGAAUCGUGCCUGUUUUGUGUUCCAACUCCCUUUCACAAGUUUGUGAUUCUGACUUUCUGAGCUAGUUUCCUUGAGUUAUUUGAGCGAAGAGAAACAGAACUCAAUUUGGGAAACUUGGUUUUUGGUUCUUGUUGGGCCCAAGUGUUUCAAUUUUUUGGGGGUAUCAGAAAACCCAGAUCUUUCAUUGGUUUAAUUUGUUAACUUGUAUUUUAUGUAUGAAUGUGUUAAGGGCUCCAAAUUUCUGGUGUACUCACCCCAAGUCUUGCCACCAUUAAAGAGCUAGCGCUUAUCCUUCUUGGGUUUUGUAACAGAUUAGCUUUCUUGAGCAAAAAUUCAAGUGGCUCAUUUAUUAGAUUGAAACUAAGAUAUUGUUUCUUUUAGUUUUUCUUGUUAUUUUAGUGUAUUCCUUUUCUACUGGUCCAGUGAUAUUGAUUCCAGCAUACCAGCUUUUGGGUUUUGGGGUUUGAAUUUUGAUAAAUUCAAAAUAACCAAAUUUCUCACAGAAGUUGCUCAUCUUGAAGCUGUGUCUCUGUUUCACUAAGAAGACCACUCUGGUCCUUGGUCCCAGUUCUGAGUCAAACCAUAUGGGUUUUUGCUAAAGAUACCCAAGUAUUAUGAAUUUGAGCUGGAAAGCUAGUACUUUGUAGGCUCUUUAGUGGAAUUCUUUUGUUUAAGAAUAGAAACCAAAGAUUUGGUUGUGGUGCCCAGAAAUGAAGAAUCAAGCAAGAGUCCAUCUGCAUCUGUUCUGAUUCAGUGUAAAGCCUCCUGUUUCAAUUUUGCAAAGUCAAAGUUUUGUGCUUGAAAAUGGGUACUAGGCUCCAGAACCAGGAGAGAGUGCCAGAGAAUCUGAGAAAACAGCUUGCAAUUGCUGUGAGAAGUAUCCAGUGGAGCUACGCAAUCUUCUGGUCCAUUUCACCAAGACAGCCAGGGGUUUUGGAGUGGGGUGAUGGGUACUACAAUGGAGAUAUUAAGACAAGAAAAACAGUUCAAGCCAUAGAACUUGAUGCUGAUCAAAUGGGUUUGCAGAGGAGUGAACACUUGAGAGAACUUUACGAGUCCCUCUCAGCUGGUGAAGCAAGCCCACAAGCUAGAAGGCCUUCAGCAGCAUUAUCUCCUGAAGAUCUUGCUGAUACAGAGUGGUAUUACUUGGUUUGCAUGUCUUUCGUCUUCAACAUUGGCCAAGGGUUGCCAGGACGAACGUUAGCGAAUGGCCAACCAAUCUGGCUAUGCAAUGCUCAUUAUGCAGAUAGUAAAGUGUUUAGUCGCUCUCUACUAGCAAAGAGCGCGUCCAUUCAGACUGUGGUAUGCUUUCCUUUUAUGGGAGGUGUGAUAGAGCUGGGUGUGACUGAGCUGGUUCUGGAGGACCCUGGUCUCAUUCAACAUGUUAAAACAUCAUUUUUGGAGGUUCCAUACCCCCUAUGUUUGAACACAACCAAUCCUAGUGCAGGAAGCUAUAGAAAUGACAAUGAUCUUACCAGCUCUGCGCUUGAUCAGGAUGUUAUCGACACCAAAUUCAUUCCAAUUGUAAGAUGUGAAGAAAUAGAUGUGACUUACAGUUCAAAUGGGUUCGGGCCAAAUCAACCAGCUGAAGAUUCAUUCAUGGUUGAAGGGAUGAAUGGGGCAGCUUCCCAAGUACAGAGCUGGCAGUAUAUGGAUGAUGAGUUAAGUAACUACGUACAUCAUUCCAUGGAUUCGAGUGAUUGCAUAUCUCAAACAUUGGUAUAUCCUGAAAAGAUUGUCUCCGGUCCUAACGGUGAAAAGGUUGUCUCUGAUCAUUUUCUGCAAGACCAUAAAGAGUGCAAUUCCACAAAACAAGUCUCUUUGGCACCUGAAAGCAAUGACUUGCAUUACCAGAGUGUUCUUUCUUCCCUUCUAAAGAGCUCACACCAAUUAAUUUUGGGGCCACACUUUCAAAAUGGUCGUCAGGAAUCCAGCUUUGUGAGUUGGAAGAAAGGAGGAUCUGUAAAAUGCCGAAAACAACGAGUUGGAAGCCCGCAAUACUUGUUGAAGAAGAUUUUGUUUGAAGUUCCUAAGAUGCAUGUAAUUUGUGUUCUUGAGUCCCCAGAAGAUAAUGGUGAUCGAAAUGGAGUUUGGAGACCAGAAGCUGGUGAAAGUCUUAUGAACCAUGUAUUAUCCGAGAGGAAGCGAAGGGAAAAACUAAAUGAAAGGUUUUCCAUUUUGAAAUCUCUGGUGCCUUCAAUUCAAAGGGAUGACAAAGUAGCCAUACUUGAUGAAGCAAUAGAGUAUUUGAAAGAUCUUGAGAAAAGGGUUGAAGAGUUGGAAACGUCCCAGGAGUCAACAGAUUUAGAGGCGACAAUAAAGAGGAAACCCCAAGAUAAUAGUGAGAAAACAUCUGACAGCUGUUGCAACAACAAAAGGAGUAAUGGGAAGAAACCAUUAGUUUACAAGAGGAAGGCCUGUGACAUUGAUGAAACAGAACCAGAAAUCAACUAUGUUGCGUCGAAGAACAGUUCGAGUGAUAAUAUAAAGGUGAGUAUGAACAACAAGGGUGCUCUAAUUGAGAUGAGGUUUCCUUGGAGGGAGGGAGUGUUGCUAGAAAUCAUGGAUGUCACAAGCAGUCUCCACUUAGAUACUCACUCAGUUGAAUCAUCCACCACAGAUGGGAUUCUUUCUCUGACUAUUCAAUCAAGGUUUAAGGGGUCUAAUAUUGCAUCAGCUGGGAUGAUAGAGCAAGCACUUCAGAGAAUCGCUAGGAACUGUUGAAGCUGGUGUUCUAGUGAUGCCGUAGAGGGUUAUUUGAUUUUCUCACGUACAAUUGUGCAAAGGAUGUUUAGAUUGUCACUGUAAGACACACGAGUCUUGGAGGUUUAUUUUUUGCUGCAAGUAGUCACUAGUCUAGUAAGAGGAACUAAGCUUCCUGCCAAAUGUCAUAAUUUUGUUCCAAGUUUAUAAAAUACGAUUCUGCACCUAA
This is a messenger RNA of Rosa rugosa (rugosa rose), 3190 nucleotides long. Its product is annotated as transcription factor EGL1-like. Gene Ontology annotation, molecular function: protein dimerization activity. Lineage: Eukaryota; Viridiplantae; Streptophyta; Magnoliopsida; Rosales; Rosaceae. The record is from RefSeq and is a predicted model, not a curated record. The transcript is spliced from 8 exons. Bases 1063 to 2982 code for a protein of 639 amino acids.